Molecule: messenger RNA, 808 nt
Organism: Cebus imitator (Panamanian white-faced capuchin)
Lineage: Eukaryota; Metazoa; Chordata; Mammalia; Primates; Cebidae
Product: NPC intracellular cholesterol transporter 2
Exons: 1
Coding region: 37-501 (154 amino acids)
Biological process (GO): cholesterol efflux; intracellular cholesterol transport
Molecular function (GO): cholesterol binding
Source: RefSeq, a predicted model, not a curated record
AAGAGCUUUCCCGAGCUUGGAACUUCGUUAGCCGCGAUGAGUUUCCUGGCCGCUGCAUUCCUACUCCUGGUGUUCAGCGCAGCCGCUCAGGCCGAACCAGUGCAGUUCAAGGACUGCGGUUCUGUGGAUGGAGUUAUAAAGGAAGUGAAUGUGAGCCCAUGCCCCACUCAGCCCUGCCAACUGAGCAAAGGACAGUCGAACAGUGUCAAUGUCACCUUCACCAGCAAUAUUCAAUCUAAAAGCAGUAAGGCCGUGGUGCGUGGCAUCCUGACGGGCGUCCCAGUUCCCUUUCCCAUUCCUGAGUCUGAUGGCUGUAAGAGUGGCAUUAACUGCCCCAUCCAAAAAGACAAGACCUAUAGCUACCUGAAUAAACUACCAGUGAAAAGUGAAUAUCCCUCUAUAAAACUGGUGGUGGAGUGGCAACUUCAGGAUGAUAGAAACCAAAGUCUUUUCUGCUGGGAAAUCCCAGUACAAAUCGUUACUCAUCAAGUGCCUCAUUGAGUUCAGUGCAUCUGGCCAACGAGUCUGCUGACUCUUGACAGCACCUCCAGCUCUGCUGCUUCAACAACAGUGACUUGCUCUCCAGUGGUAUCCAGUGAUUCGUUGAAGAGGAGGUGCUCUGUGGGAGAAACUCAGCUCUGGAUGGCUGGUUGUCAGUGGCUGUCUUAUGUUUCUUUUUCUAUCUUGGGUCGUUUUCAUUAAAUGCAGCACUUGGUUAACAGAUGUUUAAUUUUUUUUUUUUUAACAUAUGCCCUCUUUCUACACCUGGAAGUGUACCCUUGAAUAAAUAAAGACUCAUUUGUCUUGU